Ctenopharyngodon idella (grass carp) is the source of this 4182-nucleotide messenger RNA. It is a transcript of the gene phf1, whose product is annotated as PHD finger protein 1. The record is from RefSeq and is a predicted model, not a curated record. The transcript is spliced from 15 exons. NCBI's taxonomy places the organism in Eukaryota, Metazoa, Chordata, Actinopteri, Cypriniformes, Xenocyprididae. Gene Ontology annotation, biological process: regulation of DNA-templated transcription; chromatin organization. Gene Ontology annotation, molecular function: chromatin binding; DNA binding. Gene Ontology annotation, cellular component: nucleus. The coding region runs from base 696 to 2213 and encodes 505 amino acids.
UGGUGUUUUUCUGUGACGCAGGGUCAAACAUUUUCCGAGAAAAUCCUUUUUUCUGUUUCUUUUUUCACGAAAGGCAGCGCGUAACAGCGUUGCCACAUUUUUGCCGGCACCCAAGGGCAUUUUCAAACUUUCUCCAAAAAGUCCGCGGCGCGGCUCUGCUGGACUAAUUGCAGCCCCAAACUUUCCCUAAUGAGCCGCUGUGAGUGUGCGGCAUUGGCCGAGCGCCUGUGGGGUCGGGCGCAGGUGGUCGUGCCGGCUUUCAAUCCGGUGGGAUGUCGGUCAGUCGUACAGAUGUGAAGGUGUUCUCAGGAUCUCCCUCCCUCUCCAUCUCCCUGUGUUUUAUGUCUGCGUCACAACAAGUCGAAGGAGAGAGAGGCAGAGAUGAUGAUGGCGUCUCUCUCGGGCUGAUUCUCAUGCCGCUUCCCUGACAAACACGCUUGAUAGCAUCAACGGAGAGACAGAGGAAGGUUGGGAACAUGAAGGGAAGACAGACAGAGAGAAAGACGGACGGACAGACGGUUGCGCACUGACGGCUUGAGUGACGCGCGUUUGAUCCACCGCGACUCUCCAAACCCGCCGAUUAUUCGGGACAGUGAUUGAGACGCAGAACAACACCGGGCAUCAGGCAUUUCAUGUGAGACUGACAUCUCUUCCCCGUCUCUGUGACCCCAGCAGAGCAGAACACUUAACACAGGAUGGGGGGAGUCAGUGAAGGAGAGGAUGUUUUAGCCAGGUGGAGCGAUGGACUUUUGUACCUUGGCAAUGUCAAACGAGUGGACAGUGUCAAGCAGUGCUGUUUGGUCAGAUUUGAGGAUAACUCUGAAUUCUGGGUCCUCAGGAAAGACAUCCACUCAUUCUCUUCAGGAGGAGAGGAGGUGUGCUGUAUCUGUGAUGCUCCGCCUCUUAAAGAACCUCUCGUAAACUGCCUCAAAUGUCGCCACGGUUAUCAUCCAGAGUGCCACACCCCGCCCAUUGAACCUGAAGUUGACCCCAACAGCUGGAUAUGUCGCCAAUGUGUCUUUGCAGUCGCAACAAAGAGAGGGGGAGCGUUAAAAAGAGGACGCUUCGCGCGGCUCAUGCAGAUCAUGAAAGUGCGGCUGCCCUAUCAGCUGUCAUCUCUAGACUGGGACCCGCAGCACUUGACCAACCAGCAGCAGUGUUACUGCUAUUGUGCUGGACCAGGAGAGUGGAAUCUGAAGAUGUUGCAGUGUGGGAGUUGUGGGCAGUGGUUUCAUGAAGCUUGCACUCAGUGCCUGACCAAACCUCUUCUCUAUGGAGACCGCUUUUAUCAAUUCCAGUGCUCAGCGUGCACAAAUGGUCCAGAGACCAUCCAGAGGCUUCCAAUGACCUGGGUAGAUUUGGCCCAUUUGGUGUUGUAUCACCUCUCCCUGUGCUGCAAGAGGAAGUAUUUUGAUUUCGAUCAUGAAAUCAUGUCUUUUGCAAAUGAAAACUGGGAAUCUUUGCUUCUUGGCACGCUGUCAGACACACCGAGGCAAGACCGUUGCCAAAACCUGCUCAAUGCUUUAAAUUCCCACAAAGACAGGUUUGUCUCGGGGAAGGAAAUAAAGAAGAAGAAGUGUCUCUUCGGUCUCCAAGUUCGGGCUCCUCCCCCUCUGUCAUCAGACCAAUCUCCUUUCAUCGCCGAACAGCCAAUCAACAUCACCCACAGGAGAAGCCCCACGUCACUGCCCUGCCAGCGGAGAGCGGUGGGUCCGGAGGCCCGUAAAUCAAAGCGUCGGGUCACUGAGACACAGACUUGUCCACCAGGAGUUGCGACCAACGCUAUUGACCUAGUGCCAUGUUGCCACGGUUAUGUUGAUGGAACAAGCCUGUACAACCCCAGAAAACCAGAGGAAGAGAUGAGUUUGGGCUCACCUCCCAAGAGAAUGUUUGCGCUCUAUCACCCUUCAUACAAUGGAUCUCAGGACCUGUCUAGAACUCUGCAUCAUUACAGUGCAGAGGACCCUUGUCGACUUCCAGCCCCCUGCCUUCCAUUUUCUCUGUCCUCGGGUCACCCACCCGGACAGCGAUAUGAAAACUGCCCUUCUCUCUUCCUGCGUGACGUGCCACCCUACUCCAGUACAGUCGGCAUGGGGGGGCCCACGGCCAUGGGAUGGGGGGGAGGCGACGCCGUCCGGAUCCUGGCCAGACGCGUAACGGCGGACGGAAAAGUCCAGUACCUAGUUGAAUGGGGAAAUGUGAGUGUGUACUGAGAAUGUGUGUGAUAGAGAGAAAGGGCUAGAGACAUCAAGAUGCAUCAUUAGGGUUUGCAUGGUUACGAGCAGAGGUGUGAAAGCAUCAAUGAGCAGGUGGGUGUUCUGCGGUCGUCUCAAGAGCAGCGGGAGAAGAAAACCACAUCGAGCAAAUCCAGGUUGAGCUAAAUAGCAGCUUCACUCUGAGAUUAUACUGUUAAAUCUACUACAGUUUCUUUUACAGUGUCUCCUAUAUUUUGAAUACUGUUAGAAAACGCCUUUAGAAUGCCUUGAACUUUAUUAUCAUGAUUUGUAAUGUAUAAGCUAUUCAUCACAUGUUGUUCAUGUACACAUAACGGUUAAAAUGUACAAUUUCAGGAAAGCUUUUUCAUGCGGUCACAUCAAUAAUUGUAAUAUUUUAAUGACAGGGAAAUGAGUGCUCCUCUGAAAAUAGUCAUUAAAGAAAAAUUCCAGGUUCAGUACAAGUUAAACUCAACCGACAGCAAUUAUGGCAUAAUGUUGAUUAUCACAAACAUUAAUUUCCACUUGUCAAGUGUUAAACUAUUUUAACUAUUUCAAUAGUAUAGCUAUAUAACUUAAACAACUGCACUGUAAAAAAAAUAUUUUCAUGAUUUGUUAUCACAACAUUUUUUCUUUUGUCAAAUCAACUUAGAUAAUUAAUGUGGUUCAGAUAAUAUCUUGAGUUUCUUUUGAUUAAACCAAUCGCCUUCAUUGUAUUAACUCAAAUUUUUAAUUUCAAUGAACUCAAAAUUUUAAGGCAACCAGGUACCUUACUUUUUCAAGUUAAACCAACAAUUCUUUUGAAUGAUUUAUACACUUUACAGCUCAAAAUGAUACGAUUCGCAUUUCUGCUUUUAAAUCCUCCAAAAAUUGACCGUUACUUCCAUUGUAAAUGCUUCACCGUAGUCUCGAUUUUUAUGCCACAAAUGCGGUCGAUUGACCUUAUCUUGUACUGAACCUUGGAAUACUCCUUUUACAGCAAGCAUAUCAUUCAAAUGUUUCAUGAUGGACGGCAAAUAAAACAUAAAAAAUGCAGAUAAUCCUUUUUUUUAAAAAAACAUUAAGAGAUCAUUUUUAACGAUUAAUGACAAAUUAUAGCAAUUUGUCAACAUAUGCUAUUGAGAGAGUGGAUUUAAAUGAAUAUAAGACUGUUCUAAAAACUUUAACCCUGUUAAAAUCACUGUAACUUAUAUGGAAGCCUAUUUCUGCCACAUAGGGAAAAGAAAUUGGCUUUUAAGAUGGAAAAAUCAUAAUUGUGACACAAAGUCAUAAUUAAAUAAUUAUCAAAAGUUAAAAAAAAAAAAAAAAAUCAAUUAACUUUCAAAAAUUUUUUUGUCAUAAUUGUGACUAAAAUUGACAUAAAAAGACAUUUAUGAGAUCAUGAACUCAUAAUUAUGACAUAAUUUGAAGUUUACAUAAAUUGAAAUUAUGAAAUACGUAAUAAUUAUGACUUUUCAUCAUAAAUAUGAUUUAGUAUGUCAUAAUUAUGACUUUUUAUGUAAUUUUGAUUUACCAAAGCAUGUUUUUUUUUUCUUACGUGAUAAAUAGGCUUCUAUUGUAACUCUAAUGACUUGAAUUAGCAGCAGAAAUAGGGCCUAUAUUUAAAGACGACAGAAACUGAGGAGAUUGAGUCCCUGAACAUUUAUCAGGUCCAGUACAGAUUACAUGCAGAUCAUUCUACCUGAAUAAAAGUGAGGCAGUUAGUCCUUAUGUGAAGCUCAUUUCAUCAGUGAAUGAUAAUGAAUGUAUUGUGUGUGGUCUUUUUUUAAUCCAUGGUAUGUACUUGUUAGGUCAUAGAUGGACUAAUUUCAUGUCAGGGUGACAAGAAUUAGCAGACUGUAGUCUUUUUUUUAUAGUCAAGUUUAAUUUGAUGUAUUCUUUGACGUUUUGUCAGAUUAUGUUUAUGUACUCUAGGUUGAGACCUAAAAUGUAAACAAACAAUAAAAAGAUACAAUUAUGUUGUAUAAAA